GGAGUUGGGGGGGGGGGGGUGAGGAUCUGGUGUAGAUUGCGGCGGGCGGGCUCAGUUGCUUAGAGGCAGUAGGGGGAAGAUGGCGGCUGCUGGACCACAGCGGUUGUGGAGUGCGGAGCAGCUGCGCAGCGAGGCGCUCCCCAAGAAGGACAUCAUCAAGUUUCUUCAGGACAACGGCUCGGAUUCGUUUCUUGCAGAACAUAAAUUACUAGGAAACAUAAAAAAUGUAGCCAAGACAGCAAACAAGGAUCAUUUAGUUACAGCCUACAACCACCUUUUUGAAAGUAAGCGUUUCAAAGGUACUGAGAGUGUUGCCAAAGUGACAGAGCAAGUAAAAAGUGUAAAACUUGAUGAAGAGAAAUCCAAAGAAGUCAAACCUGAAGAGACUUUGGAGGAGGGUCCACCAAAGUACACAAAAUCUAUUCUUAAGAAGGGAGAUAAAACUAACUUUCCCAAAAAAGGAGAUAUUGUUCAUUGCUGGUACACUGGAACAUUACAGGAUGGAACUGUUUUUGACACUAAUAUUCAAACUAGUGCAAAGAAGAAAAAGAAUGCUAAGCCUCUAAGUUUUAAAGUUGGAGUGGGUAAAGUUAUCAGAGGAUGGGAUGAAGCACUCUUAACAAUGAGUAAAGGAGAAAAGGCUCGCCUGGAAAUUGAACCUGAAUGGGCUUAUGGCAAGAAAGGACAGCCUGAUGCAAAAAUUCCACCAAAUGCAAAACUCAUUUUUGAAGUGGAAUUAGUGGACAUUGAUUGAAGUGAUAAAUCAACCGAACCACAUAACUUCAGGAGCUACUUCUAGAAACCUGUGGCCUUGUUUAUACUUGAAGAACUGACCUUAUUCUUGGGGAUGGGGGAAGCAUUAUUCAUUUUGAGAAUAAACCCCUCAAACUGUAUAUUGUUGAGGCUAUAUAAAAGGCUGGUUGGGAUUCAGUUUUCUAUUAUUUAAUUGUGUUGUAAAUAAAAAAUCCUGAAUACAAAUAUAUUAACAUAAUCAUUGAACUCAUUGGACUCAUUGAAUUUUCUGGGGCUGCAUUUCCACUGUGCACUUAAAUAUUUUUUACAAAGUGCUUUCCUAAUUCAACAAUUAACCUAAUAAAGGUUAGAACCUUGAGUUAGAACAUAAAAUGGCAGGUAUGUUUAAACCUAAAUCUGCCUAUUUUUACUAAAGGAAUAAACCUUACUGGUGAUCCCCAUGUUAGGUAUUAUAGGUAACAAAAUCUUUUAGCAACUGUACCAGAUGAGGUUAUAUACCUCCCAACUUGUUGCUAAACUCUUGACUUCUUUCCAUAUCACACUGUAUUUGUGAUAUCACUAAUGGGCACAGUUUUUCUUGCUGGUUGUAAAUAAUAUACACAUUGAAAGAUUUUGAGUGCUCAGAAGUCAGUGGCUAAAGAGUUGAGGAUCUAGAUUUAAGUCCCCCUCUGAAUGUGACAAAGGCAAACCCUCUUUACAGGUUUACAUUGUAUACCUGUAUACAAUCAAGAUUAUGCAAGGAGCAGAGUUUUUUGGCAUUUAAAAGAAAAAUGAAUAAAUAUCAAAAGUCUCACCCACCUUGUAGCCUGCUUUAAUUGGCACAAGUUUAAAUUUCUAGAAUAUGGUUUUAAAAAAUUCAUAAGCAAUUGUUAUAGAAGUCCUUGUUUUAUUAUGAAAAUGAUCA
Sarcophilus harrisii (Tasmanian devil) is the source of this 1657-nucleotide messenger RNA. It is a transcript of the gene FKBP3, whose product is annotated as FKBP prolyl isomerase 3. The record is from RefSeq and is a predicted model, not a curated record. Bases 80 to 754 code for a protein of 224 amino acids. NCBI's taxonomy places the organism in Eukaryota, Metazoa, Chordata, Mammalia, Dasyuromorphia, Dasyuridae. Gene Ontology annotation, molecular function: peptidyl-prolyl cis-trans isomerase activity. The transcript has 7 exons.